Molecule: messenger RNA, 3302 nt
Organism: Rhipicephalus microplus (southern cattle tick)
Lineage: Eukaryota; Metazoa; Arthropoda; Arachnida; Ixodida; Ixodidae
Biological process (GO): regulation of transcription by RNA polymerase II
Cellular component (GO): nucleus
Molecular function (GO): RNA polymerase II transcription regulatory region sequence-specific DNA binding; DNA-binding transcription factor activity, RNA polymerase II-specific
Source: RefSeq, a predicted model, not a curated record
GCGUUAGCCUUGUAGAUGCUGACGGUUAUCGUGUGCGUGUGUUGCAGCCCUACUUUUAUAGCUGGCCUCCGUUAACCCUACCUAUGGUUACGUUUAUACGUGUAAGACGUUCCCUUUAGUUGGUGUCACCGGUUGUUCUCGAAUGGUCUAAAACUGCAGUAAGGAGGACGCUGUUACCAAGGCCUGAAAGUAGUCGCGUGCUAUGAUCCUUGUGACGACACCUGGCCCCGUCCCCAGGAAGCGAGGCCUCUGUGAAGCGAGGCUAGUGGGACCACUAAAUUCGCCAGUUUACCUCUUAGAAGCCACCGCCAGUUAGCAUGGAGAAGAAGCAACAGUCUCAGCAGCAGCCACGGCAAGUGGCCACUAUUCAAGUCCCAUCGGGCUGCGAUGUGGUGCAGUUGUGCAAGCAGCUGCAGGAGAUACGUGCCCAGCUUGCCAAGGCCAGGGCCAAGGCGCAGCUAGAUGGCACUGUUCAGGACAAAGCAGCCGCAAAACUGGAUGAAGUGUGCGAGCUAUUGAAGCAAGAAAACCAGGACGACAAUUAUAAUUUCCCGAAAGUUGAAACUGAGAACAGUGUUUCGACGAUGACUGAGCACGUGGCCGUGGAAGCAGUUGCCAACAGGGCAGCUUGCGGUCCGUCGGUGUGCGCCGCGAACGAAACAGUGGGGCACAUAGAGGAGCCCAACCCGCUGCAGCUCAUAAUCGAUGGAGCUAACCUCGACGUAGCCUGCGAGACAGUCUCGACCACUGAAGACUUGGACAGCGACGCCGCGGAUAGGCAGCCAUCUGUGAUAGUUGGUGGAACAAGUGAGCGUGAAACAUGCGAGCUCCCCCCACAAAGACGACCACUGCUACGCUGUCGACUUUGCCUAGCGGUGUGCAAGUACUGUCGGCCAGGGAGCUUACGAAUGCAUCCGUCAUCCUGGGUUCGGAAAAGAGGCCCGCUCCCGCCGGCACCGAGAUUCCCGAAGGGAAGAAGGUGAAAAUUAUUCCUUCCGUCGCCUCCUCCGAAGCGGCGCCCAAGGGUCAAGUGAUCGUGGCCGGAUCCCGCUUGCCGGCGGGUACAGCGGGUCCCGUGAUUGUGCGUAGGUGCAUUCUGCAGCCUUCCGGGAGCACCACACCGCAGGGGCUUAAAACAUCGCCGGUGCCCGUCGCUAGCCAAUCUAGAGUCACCAUGUUGGUGAAAGCCAAAGAUGUAGGGAAGCCUAUUUGCAUGCCGAUUCGCACCUUCAACCAGCAGAGUGGUGGGCCUCUUUCGAAAACAUCGCCGCAGAAACUCACCAUCGUACACAUGAAGGUCCUGCGGCAGCCACCACAAACUUCUAAAGAAGAGCCUAUAGUAAAGCCAUCGAAGCCACAGAUGAUGACCUCCAAGGCGUGCCAGACGACCAGAAUCUAUAGGAGCCGAGGCCGGAAAAAGGUAGAGGAGGUUGAACAAGAACCCUGCACUGCGCUUGUGAAGACAUUCCCACAGCCGCAAAAGAAGGGACGCAGGAAACGCAAGAACGCCAUAACUACCCAGUGCGUCGUGUUCUGCUGCGAGGCGUGCGGCGACGCGUUCUCGGCGGCCAAGCACCUGCACCGGCACUGGCAGACAACGCACCGGAAGAAGCCGCUGGGCAAACACAAGUGCUCCUUUUGCAAUUACACCAGCGACAGAAAGGCCCACGUCAAGAUGCACGAGCGGACUCACACCGGCGAGCGGCCAUUUUCCUGCUACAUCUGCCAGAAGGGAUUCUACCGGGCAGACGAUGUUGAGACGCACAUGCGUGUGCACACCAAGGAAAAGCCGUACGAGUGCGAAGAGUGUGGUCAGCGCUUCAACGUCGCGUCCAAUCUGAACCGCCACAGGAAGCUCCACACCGACGAUGCCGAGAUGCACGCCUGUGCAGAGUGCGGUAAGACAUUCAACCAAAAGGUGCACCUCAAGUCCCACAUGCGGACGCACACGGGUGAGCGCCCCUACCAGUGCAGUCAGUGCAACCAGCGCUUCACCGAGAUGGGCAGCGUCAGGAAGCACGAGAAAAUGUUGCACGCGGGUGAGUACCCGCAUUACUGCCCACAUUGCGGCAAGGGGCUCGCCAACAACUACAAGCUUGAAGUUGCACCUCCGUGCUCGCCACUUUCAAUUCAAGAUGGAGGACAGUGACGAGGAAGGCGAGAACGUGACGCAGACGGUAAAGACGGAGUAAGAGAGUUCGAAGAUCCAUAGCGUUCGGCAACCGAAUGGUGUGUGGUAAGAAGUGCUCGGUGCUGCACGUGCACAAAGCGAGGAGCCAAGUUCGACUUCGCUCUCCGGUGUUCACAGGCUUGCGUGUGCAUGGCGCCGCCAACUGGCGAUUCGGCAAGGGCCUGCACUUUCGAGGCUGAGGUCUUUUAAAAGGCUAAUGCCCUGUGAGAGUGAUGCUCAAAAGGAAAGAGCAUUUGGGCGGACACUUUCCCUCUUGUGCCUAAGCUGGCAUAAAGGGCUUGGCAAACAGUUGAAAAACCAUUAUGCCUGCUUCAUUUGCUAUACAGAUAUUUCUGCUCUAAAGGAAUAGCAACGUAAACUCAGAGCAGGAAGGACUGCAAGUGUUACCUCGAAAAUUAUAAAUGCAGUGCUGGCGUGAUUACGCUAACGCAAGACAGCGUGCCAAACUUGAAGUUAUGAAGCAGACGCAGAUGGCAGUGCUUCUGAAAUGUAGAAGCAGAAUCAACGCCCUGACUAACAAAACACCUGCGAAGGUAGCACUGAUGUGUAAUCAGUCCAACUGAAUUUUCCUUUGUGUUUACCAUGAAAAGGUGCAUACGAAGGGAACAGUAGGUUUUUAAAGAUCGGAAAGAGCAUAUACCAUGGUUCCAUGCUUGAAUCGCAUGUGCCUACCCUGCACUCCAGCAACUUCAGCAACCUGAAUGUAGCCUGUAUUUUCACACAAACUUUGUGAAGAACUUACAGAAGGAACACUUGUGUAUAUGGAAAUAAGCUCCGGCAACAGUAACCGCUGGAAAUAACCACCAGCAAAUAAACAAAUUUUCAUGCAAACUGUUAAAGCUGUGCUUAAGGGUGGGGAAGUGAAAUAAGACUUCAUCACCAAGCCAGAAAUUUUUUAGUGGAGUGUUUGUGACUUUUCAUCUUGUGUGAGAUGAUCCACAAACUGAGAAGAAAUUACACGUGGAGGAGGAGGAACUUGUUUACCCGUCUUGGAUAUACAGUUAAACCUGCUUAUAACGAACCUCCUAUAACAAAUUCCUCAAUAUAAUGUUUUUAUAUUCCCCGCCGUUACUCCAUAGAAACACAUGUAUUUGUGACCUCUAUGUAACAA